GGGAAAUACUUUGGCCAUUAAUCUCUAUAUUCAUUCAUUUCCAACGCAUCCGUUUGGAGGUGGUGACGUGUAAACUAAUAAUCUAACUGCCGGUUUAUAAAAAUUCCCGAAAGCAAGAGUGCUGCGGCGGCGACAGCUUCUGGAUUUCUUCCAUGAGACGACGGACUGGAGCUACAUCUUACUCUCUUACUUUAUGGACACUAUUGUUGCUAACGGUGGCGGCGACGGUGACGGCGGAGCUUGAAAAUAAUUCAUCCUCCGCAAGUCUAUUUUGGUCUACUGCCAAAGAAGAGGAGGAUCUGUUGCGUAAAACUGAACCUAACGACGAUUCUUCGGCGACUUCUGUCGUCAGCGACCAUGAUCAGCUUGACGGCGGCUUUUCUUCACUUGAUGGAAUGUUGCAGUGGGCCAUAGGUCAUUCUGAUCCAGCCAAGUUGAAGGAAACCGCUCAAGAUGUCCAGCGUUUAUCUCCUUCUGAGCUCAAGAAGCGUCAAAUGGAAUUAAAGGAACUUAUGGAGAAGUUGAAGAUACCAUCGGAUGCACAGUUAAUGCAAAUUGCAAUAGAUGAUUUGAAUAAUUCUUCUCUAUCUUUGGAAGAUCACCAUCGUGCAUUGGAGGAGCUUUUGAUACUUGUUGAGCCCAUUGAUAACGCAAAUGAUCUGAGCAAACUAGGGGGCUUUGCUGUGCUUAUACGAGAGCUUAAUCACCCGAACAUGGAUAUAAGGAAAAUUUCUGCAUGGAUUCUUGGGAAAGCCAGUCAAAAUAACCCUUUUGUUCAAAAGCAGGUCCUUGAUCUUGGAGCACUUUCGAAGCUAAUGAAGAUGGUAAAAUCUAGUUUUGUAGAAGAAGCUGUAAAAGCACUAUAUGCAGUUUCAGCCUUGAUUCGAAAUAAUGUAGCUGGUCAGGAACUGUUCUAUGCUGAAGCAGGAGAUUUGAUGCUUCAGGACAUACUGAGCAACUCAAGUAUUGAUAUCAGACUUCGCAGAAAAGCUGUGUUUCUUGUUGCUGACCUUGCCGAGUGUCAAUUAGAAAAUAUACAUAAAGUUGAGCUGCCUUUUUUCAGCAAUCGCUUGUUCCUGAAGUCUGUGGUUGAUCUAACAGCUUCAGCUGAUCUUGAUCUACAAGAGAAGGCCCUUGUCGCAAUUAGAAAUCUACUGCAACUCAGAACAACAGAAGCCCUGGUUUUAAGGGACUUUUGUGGUUUGGAUACUGCCUUGGAGAGGUUAAGGCAGCAGCUGCAGGAUUUAAUGCAAGAGGAAUAUCAGAGGGAUUAUGCUAUGGAUUUGGAAGCCCUCCGAAAAGAAGUGGAGCUGGUUUUUCACAGGAGGCUGGGUAUGGGAGCAAAGGUUCCAACAUGAUUGGAUGAUUGCCAACUCUCCCCAACUACACGACUCUACUAGACUAUGGUGGUUAUUGAUAAUGGAUAUGUAAUUCUCACUCUUUUUUUGUAUCAGGUUACUUUGCUACCGAGAAAGACCGAUAACAGGUUUUAUUUGAUUUUCAGGCUUUAAGUUCUCGUCUUCUCACAAAUUUGGAAGAAAUUCUAUAUUAAUUAGUGAAAGUCCAAUGUUGAUAGAUAAAAGAAAGUAGGGAUGUGUGAGAGCGAAAUUAGUUUUGUUGUGUUGUUCUUAUCAUAUUCAUAGCAUAGGCGAGACAGGUGAUGAGUUAUGGCAAGACAUUUCUUCUAAUACCGCCAUAAUAGUGAUGCAUAUUGGCAUCUCAACAUUGUGUACUCUGGUAGUUAAAUGUGAGACGAGAGUUCAAUA
Molecule: messenger RNA, 1766 nt
Organism: Mangifera indica (mango)
Lineage: Eukaryota; Viridiplantae; Streptophyta; Magnoliopsida; Sapindales; Anacardiaceae
Product: hsp70 nucleotide exchange factor FES1-like
Exons: 8
Coding region: 153-1358 (401 amino acids)
Source: RefSeq, a predicted model, not a curated record